This is a messenger RNA of Schistocerca serialis cubense, 9669 nucleotides long. It is a transcript of the gene htt, whose product is annotated as huntingtin. NCBI's taxonomy places the organism in Eukaryota, Metazoa, Arthropoda, Insecta, Orthoptera, Acrididae. Gene Ontology annotation, cellular component: nucleus; cytoplasm. The coding region runs from base 101 to 8824 and encodes 2907 amino acids. The transcript is spliced from 53 exons. The record is from RefSeq and is a predicted model, not a curated record.
AAAACACAAUGCGUCGGACGACGCGCUUAACACGCUUUCAAAAAUUAAAUUGAGAUAACAACAAUUUUUACUAAAACAUUGUCGUAUACAGUGCCCCAUCAUGGCGACACUUGAAAGAUUGGUGAAGGCCUUAGAGACACUAAAGGUGUUGCACGUUAACCCACAACUGUCAGAUGAAUCUUCAAGGGUGAAAGAAAAGAUUGCACAUUGUGUGACAAUAGCUGAUGCUAUGUGCCAGACUGGCAUAAAAGGAGCGUCAAACUUUUCCCAUUUGCUCAGUGUUGCAAUUGAAAUCUUGCUUCAGUUAUGUGAUGACCAGCAUUCUGAUGUACGUAUGAUCGCAGAUGAAAGCCUCAACAGGAUUAUUAGGGCUAUGGCUGAUAGCAAUAUUGUUAAGAUCCAAGUUGAACUUCAUAAAGAAAUAAAGAAGAACAGCAAUCCUCGGAGUUUGAGAGCAGCAUUAUGGAGGUUUGCGGAAUUGUGUCAUAUGAUCAGGCCACAGAAGGGAAAACCCUAUGUGCUGAAUCUGGUGCCAUGCAUCAUUGCUGUUGCUCAACGAACUGAAGAAUCUGUGCUGGAAACACUUGCCUUAGCAAUGCCAAAGAUAUUCAAGCCUCUGGGGAAUUUCACCACAGAUAAUGAUAUUAAGAACCUUCUGAAGGCAUUUCUACACAACUUGUCAUCCAACUCUGCAGUCGUCCGCCGAACAGCAGCUGCCAGCAUACUAGCACUGUGUGUAUAUUGCAGAAAGCCACAUGUCUUCCUCUCAUAUACUUUGAAUAUUUUGAUGGAUUGUUUGGUGCCUGUGCGUGAGAUGCAACCAGUGCCCACUAUACUUGGUGUUUUGGGUUGCCUUCGAUCUAUUCUUCCACAUAUGGUUUUGAAGGAGGCAGCUGAGGACGAAAUGAGAGGCAGUUUCGGUGUCAGAUGUCGUACACACGAGACACCGAUUUCAAUUGAUAGAAUGAUACAGGUGUAUGAACUUUGCCUGCAUUACACAAACCACACAGACCAUAAUGUCAUUAAUGGUGCUCUUGAAACACUUCAUCAGUUGCUGCAGGAUCCACCACAUGAUUUGCUUGCCAUUUUGCUUUCCUCUGAAGGCAUACGACGGAGCCACAUACAGCCGAGUGAGUCUCUCGAGAAGCUGUCUCGCCGUUCCUUGAGCCAAAUGAGUGUUGCACCAUCAAUUACUCACGGGGAUAUGUCACUCUUGGAUAAUGAGACAGAUGUCCCUGACCUGAAGCUUCCAUCCAUUGAGAAAUGGAUUGGGGAAGCUAGAGCAGCUAUGGAAGCAGCAGGGAAGUUAUCACCACAGCACAUUUCUCAUGGAAAUGAAACAUUUGAAACGUCAAAUGCCCAAGAAGAAGAAACUGAAGACAACAGCUUCAUCCAGACAGAAGAAACUACACGUGGCUAUUCAAACAUGAAGAUUGGUAAAAUAAAUGAUGACAUUGACACAUGUAGUGAGGCGUCAUUUCCUGCAGCUCCUAAUCGACCACCUGUGGUGCAGCUGCAGUCAUCAGUACAAAGUGAAGAGUCACAGGAAGAAUCAAUGCUGUAUAGUGGGUCUCCAUCACCAACUGCCAAUCAGAUAGAUGUUCCGUUUCAGGACUGUGAUGUAGGGAGCUUCACUGACAGUGACAUUCCACUUAUUUACUGUGCUCGUCACCUCGCAGCUUCCUUCCUGUUGACGGGUGUGACAGGGCAUACAAUGCCGGACAAGAGUGUAAGGGUCAGUGUUAAAGCAUUAGCACUCAGCUGUAUCUCCAGCAUUGUGCGCUUGGCACCAGAUAUUAUCCUGCUACCUGUUGACAAAGUGAAGCAACUUUCAGAAGGAGCACAGCCUUUGACUGAUGUCUUGCUUUUUUCUGACCAUGUUGAUCCUCAAUUAAGAGGUGUUACAAAUCUAAUUGUGGGAAAUUUUAUGAGAUCAAUUUUGACAAAACAUACGAAAAGUUUUGGAGAUGUAAUGAAAGACAGCAAAGCGCCAAAGAACAUCAUUCUCCCGUAUUUAAUAACAUUGCUGAUAAAGGGGCUACAGGAUGAAUCUUCAAUUUGUUGUCGUCACACUUUGACUGCCAUUGGCCAUUGUCUGAACCCUCUUCUGGAAAGUGUUAACAGUGUCGAUUCUAUUCCAAUACUGAAUGCACUUCCUAUAGUUGUGAGGAAUCCCUACUGGCUAGUGAAGGUUAAACUAAUUGAGGUGGUUAGUGAAUUACCAUUUAAUACAAUCCAUUAUCUUACACAGACUAUGGAGUUCCAGGAAAAUGUUUUGUAUCACAUAGUGCUUAUUCUUCUCGGCGAUGAGGAUGCUCGCGUGAGGCGAGCUUCAUCUGAUGGCAUAGUGAGCAUAAUUGACAAGCUGUACUUCCCAGUGGAUUACCCUCAUCAAGAUACAGUGACAGCAAAAGGAGCCUAUUACAGCAAUUGCUAUAUGAGCCAGUUGCUUGUUACAAUGCCAGAAAUGUCAAACCACUCACUGCCAUACCGGUCUGUCAUUAACAGCAUUCCAGCACCUUUCAACCUCUACCCUUGCACAGCUGCAUCUGACAGAGUGGUCGAAUCAUCACUUUCGCGGAUGAUAAGCCUGCUUUGCAAGAGCUUAAUCCUUUCUUCAAAAUUCCUAUCGUAUGGAUGCUGUGAAGCUUUGAGCCAGCUGUCAGCUCGUUUCCCAACAACGGCUUACCCUCGUGCUUGGAACUGUUGUUUUCUGGGCAAGACAAAUUCCAAAAGAGGAAACCUUAAAAGAAGUCAAAGUCAGUCGGAUGGCACAGUUGUAGCAGGUCCGUUAACGCUAAGUUCAGCAGGUGGCCUUUUGGCCACAAGUCUGUCACUUUUAACAGCUUCGGCGCUAUCUCUGGACAUCAGUUGUCAGACAUGGCUGGUUCAACUUGCUGGAAAUCUAUUUUCUGGUUUGUCAGUUUACUGCCUACGACCAGCUGAAAUAGUAACUCCAGCUGAAACUGAACAGCAUAAAACUUUAUGGGCUGUUCUUCGAGACAGACAGUUGGCAGUGAUGAGUGAACAGUUGUUGAUACAUGUAACACGAGUGCUAAAUGUGUUUGUACAUGUCCUGGAAGAGACAGUCCCUAGCGCUCCAGCUCCGAGACCAGCAUUACCUUCUUUGCCAACUGCACCGUCUCUUUCUCCAAUCAAGCGAAGAGGCAGAGAUACUGAGGUCUUACGUACUCGUGGGCUGUCACCUUCCAAAGGUUCCCAUGAGAAAGAGGAUAAAGUUGAUGAAAAGAAGACAAACCGUGGAACACCCAUUGGAUUAUUUGCCAGCAGUGCUCAUUAUAUGAAAUUGUAUGAUGCUGUUAAAAGUGCAUAUACAAAUUACAAGAUCACUUUGGACUCUGGGGCAAGUCAGAAGUUUGUCUGCUUACUUAAUGCAACACUAGAAACUCUUUCACAACUUCUGGAGAUAGCAACUUUGCAUGAAGGAGGAAGGCUAGCAGAAGAAAUUCUUUCAUACCUACGUCUAACAGUGAUUAUAGCUCCCACUGCAACUGUUAAAUGUGUUCAACAGCUACUGAAAUGCCUGUUUGGUACAAAUCUAAGCGCACAAUGGGAGGAUGCAGAUGAGAAGAAAUUUUCUUCAGCACCUGUUGGCUCUCAGGUUCCUGUCUCAUCUGAUGGAUUUUACAGUACAUGUUUUCAAGCAGCGUACCGUUGCCUUACAGAUAAUAUUGCAUCCCCUUGCACAAAGACAGACAAGGACGAAGUGUCUACGUGGAUGAAUUAUAUGAGGAGGAGAAAUGACCGGAAAGCUCCAUUCCUACAGAAAAAUUUCACGAGGGGUUCUGACAAGGAUUCACUGGCUGCUUACAUCCGCUUGUUUGAGCCAAUGGUAAUCAAGGCACUGAAGCAAUACACUGUGACAAGUGAUGUGCAGCUUCAGUGUCGUGUUCUUCUUUUGCUAAGCCAGUUGGUUCAAUUACGGGUCAAUUAUUGCUUACUUGAUUCAGAUCAAAUUUUCAUUGAAUUUGUUCUGAAGCAAUUCGAGUUCAUUGAAGAAGGUCAGAUACCGUUGGCAGAAGAUCUCAUUCCGAGAAUAUUUUAUUUUCUGGUGCAUCUUUCGUAUGAAAAGCAUCAUUCAAAAAGUAUAAUAAGUGUUCCCAAAGUUAUACAGUUGUGUGAUGGGUUGAUGGCGAGCGGUCAGCCACCUGCUACCCACUGUAUACCAGCAUUAACACCUGUGGUAGAAGAUAUUUUCCUUCUGCGUGGCAGUAGUGGUGGUGCAGAUCUGCGGGAAUUAGAUACACAGCGUGAAGUUCUGGUUUCAAUGUUGCUUCGUUUGGUAGAAUACCACCAGGUGCUGGAGCUGCUGGCUUUGGUGCUAAGCGAGCGUGAGAGUGAGGAGCGCUGGCGGCGCUGGUCGCGCCAGGUGGUGGAUGCGGUACUGCCGCUCCUCGCCAGUGGCCGCAUCCGGCUCGAGUCCCGUGAGGCACAGCAGGCGCUCAACCGCGUCCUGGGAGCUGCCGCACCCAGUGUGCUGCGCCCCGCCGACCCCCUCCUGCGCUCGCUUUUUGCACCGUUCCCGAACCCGAACGGCUCCCUGGUAGCAGUGCAGCGGUGGCUGGGUGGGGUGUUGGCACUGGUGUUGCUGCUGCUGUCCCACGGUAAGGAAGAUGCUGUCCUGGCCCGGCUGGAGGAACUGCAGCUGGCACCCCCUCCGUCAUCGCCUUGUGAUCCCUUGAAUGCUGCUGCUACAACUGCAUCUUGUGGGAUGGGUCCAGACCAGGCUGUUGCCAGGUUCGUACUCAGAGUUAUUAGUGUGGUUGGCAAACGGAUUCAUAAAGAAGCCUUCAGUCCAGCAGCUGACCCUGCCUGGGAUUACCUACAGGAGCAGUUUGCUCACUUCCUAUUGUACUGUAUAUACAUGUUUGAAUCAGGUAGCUACUGUAAGGUUGCCACAGCAGCCAUGGAGAUGGUGCAAGUGAGUCCAACUGACAGCCUGGUCGGGAACAUGAAUAAGAUAUUUUUGGAACUCGCUGCUCGCUGUCCGCUAUUAACGUUCUUGUGGUGCUACCUUUUAAUUCUUCUUGGUUACUGUGAUCGCAGUUUCUGGGCCAGCAUUCUUCGUACAAAGCCAGUUCCUUUACUGAUGGAUGAAGGGCCAGUUGAAACUGAAAGCUGUGGCCCAUCCUCUUGUGUUAACUUGGAAGUAGUGAGGAAGGGUGGUACUAUCCUGUACUGUGACUUUGUGUGUGAGAACUUGAGUGAUGCCGAGCAGUUGACCUGGUUGCUGGUGAACCAUAUGGAGCAUGUUAUCCAGCUGUCGACGGAGCCACCAGUGCAGGAGUUGAUAGCAGCCGUCCACCGCCACAGCACGGCCAGCGGGCUGCUUGUACAUGCCGUUGGAUCCCGUUGUCAAGAUAUGCGACAGCCAAGCCAAGUGUCGCGGCUCUUGCACUGCCUGGAGGGAGUGCACCCUUCACAGAGUGGUCCGCUACUGCAGCUGCUGGCGACGAAGCUGCUGUCCCUGCCACAGCUCGCACUGGCGAGGCAGGCUGCGUCACUGGCUGCCCGCCGUGCCGAAGUGCUGCUGGCUCUGGGCCGGGAGCAGGCACAAGCACAGCUGGCGGCGGAGGAGCUGCAGGCGCUGCUGGCGGAGCUGCAGCACCAUCGCAGGCAUAGUGGUCUCAUAAGUGUGUUAAACAAGUUGGCUUCUGAGUGCUACAAUUUACAGUCAUCUGAAUUUGAUUCUGGAACAGACAUUGUCCCAUCAAGUAUUCGUAGCAUUGUUGUUGACAAGAACUGGUUUCUGGCUCAAGUUAAAAACAGAUGCUCUCAGGGCUGUUUGUCUGGACGUGACUCAGCCCGCCUUCUUAGCAAGCUCCAGUAUGAGGACGUACUGCUGGUGCUGAGCUGCAAAGAAGUCAGUCCAAAAAUUUUGCAGCACUGCAUACGGUUGGGUACACAGCUGACUCUCCAGGCUUACCAAGAUGCUGGAGUUCCCCAGGCAAGUUACAGUGAUCCAGCAACAUGCAUAGAACUUCAGGAGAAAAUGCAGGAGUUGGAAAGCCCCUUGUAUGCUGCCUCUCGAGCUGUGUUGUUGCAGCAUGUUGCCCAUAUCAAGAGCCUUCUGCCUCGCCCGCACCAGGUAUUUAACCCUGAAGGCAGAAGUCCUUUGCCCAGGGAAGUGAAGUACACAUCUCGUCUUUCAGAUCUUCUGUCUGAUUCUAAAUUCUGGGACCUGAUAUUUGAAUUGGCUCCUGGAGUUACCUGCUACCUGCAGUCUCUGCCGAAGCUUGCUCUGGGUUCAUGGCCAUCUGUGCCUCAGCAGGACUGUGAGCCACUUGCAAAAUUUGGUGUUAUUUGUCUCGAGGCUAUUAAUUGGCUGAUUACUACAAAGGCUGGAAGAAGUUUCAUCUUGCCCCAACACCUAGAGGCCUCUUUAAACUGUGCUGCUUCUGUAAUACAAGAUACCAAUCUUUCAGCAGUGUUGGGCCAGACUCAACAUGGCAGUUGGGUUGCCUCUGCUGUCAGUGCUUUGGUCCAUUGCACUUUACAUGUGCUUGAAGGAUGUCAAUUACCUCAGCUCCCUAGAAGCCAAGCACUUGGUCCUGCUCUGGGAGAUCCAGACAUGCUUAGUAUUGGCCAUGCUUGUUGUCAGAUGGCUACAAUGGUAUUCUGGCUUGAGCACUGCCAUCUUGAUGCCAUUAAAAUUGUCCCUGAAUUUCUUCUCAAACCUAUAAUGAAACUGAUAGUGUGUUUAUCGCGCAUGCCCCUAAUCAACUCGUACGUUAUCACACCACCGGAUGUCUGGCGACAUGGAUGGCAAGUGGAACUGAAUGGACCAGCAAAGACUCAUGUCCCACCAAUCCCUGUGGAGUACCUUCAGGAUAUUGAUUUGUUGCAGCAGCUAAUUUUCCGUGUUACGCUUCUGGGUUGGAUCAAUCGCCAGCAGUUUGAAGAAACGUGGGUCGCUCUCUUAAGUGUUUUAAGCAUGAGCCCGUCUGAAAAUACUGGACCUGAAGAGUCAGCAGUCAUGAUCCAGGCCAGCAGUCUUGCUGUGCAAGCCAUCACGUCUCUUCUUGUGCAAACAUUAAUGUUGCCCAUGCCUGGUAAUCCAUGUUGUAGCACCCUUGUUCAUCAACCUCGAGAACGUGCUUUGAAGGAUUUGAGCUUUUAUCAGAAGUUAAAAGCCAUCCAUGAAUUGCUUUGCUGGAGACUUCAGGAUCAUCAUUUGAUUGGUCCGUGUUUGAAGCUUGAUCAUGUUUUCAACCGGGGCAAUAUGGAGAGGUUGAACAAUCGGCACAGGUAUGGCUAUAGUCAAGUUUCCAUAGAAUAUCUUUGGACUGCAACAAGGAUAUUAGAAGAAAAUGCUACUUCUGUGGAACAAAAUAAAGGAACAGUAUCUACAAAAUGUCUUGAACGAGAGCAGUGCUUAGCAGCAAGUGGCCUUGAUCUUACAUCUUGCCUACAUUUUCUUCUUGACCUGUAUACACAGUGGACAGCUCCGCAAUCUGGAACUGCAUUAAGGCUGAUCGGAGAAGCUGUAAGGUCAUCGUUGUGCCUCUCAGAUCUGUUCACUGAACGAGCUCAGUUCCAAUGGCUGUUAGCAACGUUUCUUGAACUGGCACGUACACAUCCUCUUGAGGAUGAUCUACUUCACCAGGCAGUUGUCAUCGGUGUCUGCAAGGCUGCAGCUGUUAUUGGAACAGAUGCUGAAGUCUGUGAGCGAGUGAAGAAGUUAGUUGAAACUGCACUGAAAAGUGCAUUUCUACCAUCCCGCAUCGCAGCUCUUCACGGAGUGCUAUAUCUUCUCCAGGCAAACUAUUUGAAGGGAGGAACAGCAGAAGAUGCUGUACAUGUACUUCCACUGGCAAUAGAAUACAUACAAAAACACAUAUGCAGCAACGACAGCAUGAGCAGUCAGAGUAAAGAACACCAGCUUGUAAUGUGGGCCCUUGUGUUUUACCUGCUGGAGACAGUGGAGGAAACGAUGGCCGAGACGGAAGUAGCACCAGCAGUUCUGCAGUUGGUACUCACUCUUGCUGCAACAAACAACGUACCUUCGUUGCUGCAUGUUGCCUUGUUACAGGGCCUUGAGAGGUUGGUGGUAUCCAGAGCAGUGACAGGGAAAAUAAGUGAACAAGUAACAAAAUUAGCUGUGGAGAGGCUGCAUCACUCCAAUCCCAGAAUUUCUCUGCCAGCUUUGCAGCUUCUACUGUCCUGCAUGUAUACAUAUAAGUAUGAUCGCCAGGAACUGGGAAAGGAUACAACCUCAAGCCAAACUAAUAAGGACAGUGAUCCAGAAUUGUUAAUUCAAGCAAUGGAGAAAACAUCAGCCCUCUUUGACAGGAUUAAAAAGGGUUAUCCAUUUGAAGUUGAGCUUCUCUGUGGUGUUCUUCCAAAUUUACUUACAGACUUCUUCCCACCAUCAGAAAUACUGACAAAAGUUGUUGGUGAAUUUCUGUCACCUCAGCAACCUCAUCCACAGCUUCUUGCUGCAGUUGUCUUCCAGGUGUUUGAAAGUGCAUGUCAGCAGUCACAACUGCCAUUACUGCAAGAGUGGGUCGUGCUCAGUUUGUCUAAUUUUACUCAGUGUUCACUAGUAGGUAUGGCAACAUGGUGCCUCACAUGUUUCUUCAUCAGUGCUUCAACAAAUCCGUGGCUCCGAGCUCUGUUUCCACAUGUUCAGUCACGCAUUGGAAAAUGUGAAUACGAAGACAGGAAGUUACUGUGUGUAGCAGCCGUAGAUUUUUAUCGGCAGCUUAAGGACGAUAAACAGAAGGAGACAUUUGUUUCGACAUUCCAGGCUGCAGCGCCACAGUCCCAGGCACCAUUUUCGGAUAUUAUAGCAUGUUUAUAAUCGGAAUCCUGCUUAACAGUAGAGAUGUAUUUCAUUUUAUUGUGUUUCUUAAGAAAAACAUGUGAGGUGCAUUGCAGCUGCUUACUCCCUAUGUAAUGCAUUUAGUCAAAUUCAAAUGCAGUCAGUUGCAUUACAUUGGUAUGUGCAAUACUUGUCAAUAAUUUUUACUGUUACAAAAGUCAUAUGUGUACUAAUGAUCUCUGUUAGAAUGGCUGUGUGUGUUUGUUCAGGUGGGCUUAAAUAUUUAGAGAAGGGUAAUCUUUAGUACCUGUUACUUUUUUAUUUUGUUUUUAAUAAUAAUCAAACUCUGAGGGGAAAGAAACAGAUACCAACCUGCAGUUUAAUACUAUUGAAGUUUGCCAGAGUCUCUUCAAAAUGUAUUGAGAUAGCCUUCUCUAACUUUUAUUUCUUUUGGACGUGUUUGUAAAGAAUUGUUAAAUACAAAUCAGGUGAACUCAUUUAGAGACCACUUUAUAUUACUGAGAAUUAUGUGUAUGUGUUACUUGAAUAACAGAGUAUGUGUAUGUCUGUAAAUAAUGAGAUUUAUGUAUUCAGGUCGUGAAAUAAUUUAUGGUACAAAUGCUGAAUUCCAUACUUGUUAUAAAUUAUACCAAACUGAUUUGUUGAUAUUAAAAAAAGAUUUUUAAAUAAAUGUUGGUAGUAAGUCAACCUUGUACAGUUCACAAUUAUUUAUUUAUUGGAAACAAUGUUCCUUGGUUGAUAUUUGUGGUAAAUCAUAAAAAUAUUUUAUUUAAGGUACUGGUACUGCUGCAUGCCGUGUCAAUGUAGUCUUAUCCCACUAUACAGUUACUGAUGUACAUAAAAUAAAUUAUGUAUUAAUGUUA